Messenger RNA from Paraglomus occultum, 1077 nucleotides. The record is from the annotation of a GenBank genome assembly. Lineage: Eukaryota; Fungi; Glomeromycota; Glomeromycetes; Paraglomerales; Paraglomeraceae.
AUGUCUACCGAAGCUCAAGCAAUGCCUGAUCCAUCGCAAAUGUUCGCCAUGAAACUCAUCCAAACACUCAACAAUGGCGCCCUAUGCUUGAUGAUAUCCAUUGGCCAUCGCACUGGACUCUUUGACACUCUCGCAACACUCUAUCCCGAAUACGUCUCUUCACAAACACUCGCCCAAAAAACCAAUCUCAACGAACGCUACGUCAGAGAAUGGUUAGGAGGCAUGGUAGUCGGGGGAAUUAUCGAAUACGACAGUGAAUCCAAAACUUACAGAUUUCCUCAAGAACAUGCGGCAUUUAUGACAAGAGCAGUAGGAAUUAAAAACAUGUGUGUCUUUUCCGAGUGGUUCCCAAUACUUGGAUCUUAUGAAGAUAAUAUCUUGGAAUGCUUUAAGAACGGUGGCGGGAUUCCGACUAAAGCAUAUGAGCGACUCCAUGAAGUGAUUGCCGAGAGAAGCCGAUUGACCGUUACUAUGCUGCAAAGUACUAUUCUCCCGGGUCUUCCUGGAGUACUUGAUAAACUCAAGCAAGGAUGCAACGUACUCGAAAUCGGUUGUGGACGCGGCCUUGUUACUCUUGAUCUUGCCAAGCACUUUCCAAAUUGUACGUUCCGCGGAUACGAUAUCUUGGAUAAUUUGAUAGCUGAUGCCAAUGCUGAAGCAGCGUCUUCUGGUCUUACGAAUGUCUCCUUCCAUGUUCAGGAUGUUUCUCAAAUGGAAGACGUCAACAAGCAUGAUAUUGUUAUUGGUUUUGAUGCUAUGCACGAUCUAGCUGAGCCGGCGGACGCAUUAAAAUGUGUAUAUCGUGCAUUGAAAGAUGAUGGAAUAUAUGCGAUGCUGGAUGUUAAUGCCUCGAGUGAUCUUGAGAAGAACAAAAGUCAUAUUUUGGGUCCUGCCAUAUAUACCGCAAGCUCAUAUCAUUGUGUGUCAGUCUCUUUAGCAGACGGUGGAAAAGGUCUGGGUGCGGCUUGGGGAACGGAACUUGCUUUGAAGAUGAUAAAAGAGGCUGGUUUUAGCAAGACAGAGAAUAUCCAGUUUCCUCAUGAUGCACUGAGUUGUUGGUUUGUGAAUAGAAAGUAA